AACUUCAACGUCAAACGGCGGCGUAGCGUGUAAAGGAUAGAAUAAUGCCGGCGUUGAAUUAAGAAUUUAAUCAAUUUUAAUUAGUGAAAUCCGUGAAAUCCUAUUUUUUUGUAAAUCUACAUCUUACUUUCUUGAUAAUCUAUAAAGCUUAAGUCUGUUUACUAAGAAUUAACUUGUGAAACAUGAGUAAAAACAAUGGUCAAAAUGCCAGUACCAAAGGUGAUAAAAAGGUUAAAACCGAGAAAAAACAGAAUAUUAACUCUUCAGAUGGCUCCAAUUUAGAUUCAGAAGAUCAAGAGGUGGAAAAAUUAAAUUCGGGAAAGAGAAAGCUCGAGAUUCUUCCUCUGUUAGUAUCAAACUUCCCAGAAAACUAUGGUUUGGUAAAGAUGACAGAUUUCUUGGUGAAAAAGUGCGGGCCAUGUGAAGUCAGCUUAUCCGAGAAUGGAGACAAGAAGGUAGUUGAGGCUAUUUUUGGAAGCACAGCUCUAAGAGAGAAAGCUAAGAAAAUCCUGGGUUCACAGUCUAUUGAUAAAGUCCUAAUAAGGGUGGAAUCACCAGUAGCACAAGAGUAUGAAUCAGACCUGGAAGAAAAUGAGGAACCACAAGCUAAAAGGAAAAAGGAAGGAGACGAAAAACCAUGGGGUCUUGAUAUGGAUGUGUGGAGGCCGGACCCCAAAGGCUAUUAUGGGGUCAGACCCCAGUACUUAGUUUCUUUAGGUAUCGAAGGCUCGCUUCAAAAUUGGGUCUUGGUAAAAAACUUCCGGUGCUCCAAAGAAGACCUAAAGGAGGUAUUGACCCUGGCGGGCGAAGUAGUAGUGUGUGUGGUUACUUUCGCUAGCCCCAACUCUUACGCUCGAGUCAUGUACAGGCAUCCGCUCGAAGCCUUACAGGCUGUGUCCAUGUUAAAUGGCCAAAAAUUCCACGGUGUCCCUCUAAUAGUCCGAAUAAUAAAAACUAGUUGCACUGGCAUCUUACCAAAAGGCCUCAACAGCCUCGGGCCGGGCUUGGCUAAAAACGGAACACCUUUAAGAGACAUCGUCAGACAUUAUGAAAGGUUUGUCAAAGGCCAAGAGACUGAAUUAAAUAGCAGCUUGUUCAGAACCCCAGAAGAACAAUGCCUUCAUGACCAAGGUACUUACUCAAAGAGUGAAGACGAUAAGAGAAAAGCUAAAGACGCUUUAGAAACACUGGUUGCUUUAGUCGCACAAGGCAUGAAAGUAGAAGACUUGAUGACGGUACUGAAAUCAAUCAAAGGCAAUCAAGACGUUAACUCUAUUAUUCAGAGUCUAAAAGAAGACACGAAACCGUCCACACCUGAUUCCCAAACUAGUAAAAAGGAUGAUAAGCCGAAGGCUUUAGAAAAGAAAAGGAAUACACAGCCCAGCCCUGUCAGCUCCAGUGCAAGCGGUUCAAGAUCACCAAGUCCAGACGUUAAAACUACUAAGAAACCGCCAGAGAACGCUAAAAAAUCCCAGCAAAUUUCUACUAUCACGAAUCGAUCUACAAAUGCUGUUCGACCAUCUGCCCCUAAACCUUCACCUGUAAAACCUUGGUCGAAACCUGCCCAGCCUCCCGCUCCAGGAACAUCUAGUUUUAAAGGCGGCCAGAAGUCGGGGCCUCGGGGGCCUAUGUCGGGGCCGGUGCGAGCACCGGGGCCCAUGUUCAACGCGGGAAUGCCGGGCCCGAUGGGUCCAAUGUCUGGCCCAAUGUCAGGCCCCAUGUCUGGUCCUAUGCCUGGUCCGAUGGGUCCGAUGAUGGGUGCGAUAGCUGGGCCAAUGGCCGUUCCGAUGGCUGGCCCAAUGGCUGGUCCGAUGCCGGGUCCAAUGUCCGGUCCUAUGCCUGGUCCGAUGAUUGGCUCUAAUUUCUCCAUGCCGGGACCUAACCAGCCUACAUUUGGUCCCAAUGGACCUAUGGGUUCUAAUGGCCCAUCAACAGGAUCAGAAGCGAAAUUGCAGUUUAGUAAUUUGCCCCCGUCGACCACGUUCGCGCUGCUCAGCGAGAAGCUGUCCCAGGUGGGGCAGCUGCUGUCCAUACAGUUCACGACGCCCGGCUGCGUGGUGGCCAUGUUCGCUCGCAGGGAGCACGCGGAGAGGUGUCGACAGCAAUUCGACCAAUCGCGAUUGGAAGGAAACCUGAUCGAUGUGAGAUUCAUCUAAAAACUAUGCAGAUGUUUAUGAUGUUAGUAAUCAAAAUGUACCAAGGUGGAAAGCUGUGUAUUUUGAACUUUCAAGAAAUAGAUAUAAAGAUUAAAGUAUAAUUUCAUUCUAGUGUACAUAGCUAUAUGUAUUAUUCAGUGCAGUGGUUUUUAUAGUAUAUCUGAGGUAGAAUUAGUUAAUUAUCUAUAUGUAAAGGAUAAGGAAGGUUUACGCGACAGUUUAAUCUAUAAUUUAACAUGUCAACCAAUGUUUUUCCCUAAGGAGGUCAAUAGUUCGACCAUGGUAUAUGUAAUUAAGUUUCGUAUAAACCUAUUUUGUGGUUAAGGUAAAAGGUUAUCUUUUAGGACGAUAAUUUGGUGUAAUAUCAUUAGUCCCCGCCGAGCACAGAUGGGAAUAGGCGGGGACAAAUGGGGAUAAUUUUAGUUUAAUUUCACGGAAUAAACAAAUAAGAUUAAGGUGAUGGAUGCUUGAAGAUUAGUCUUUAGUUUUGAAGUAGUUAAUUACUAUAAUUACAUAUUAAUUAUAAGUUGAUUUCGACUAUUUUAGGCUUUUAUAUUUAUAAGUGAUUAUAGAAUUAUUCUAACCCGAUUGGUACGCUGACAGGUGUCAUUUCAAUACAAUUUUGCGAGAUUUGAAGUUUUUAGGUUAUAAAUUAUAUGGAGAUGACACCUGUCAUCCAUCGAGUGAUAAAUACUAUAGUCAACUGGUCAGUUUGACUACGGACUUAUUCUUCAGCGUUUUAGUUCACUGACUUUUAAUGUUUUCGACCGAGAAUUUUAUAACGGUUCUUGUUGGAUCUGGCUGUAAUUGAAUCGGUUAAAAACGACAGCAUAACAUAAUUUUUAAAUAAAGAGAAUUAAAUUACUUAAA
This is a messenger RNA of Cydia pomonella (codling moth), 3026 nucleotides long. RefSeq lists its product as uncharacterized. The record is from RefSeq and is a predicted model, not a curated record. Gene Ontology annotation, biological process: regulation of mRNA stability involved in response to oxidative stress. Gene Ontology annotation, cellular component: post-mRNA release spliceosomal complex; cytoplasm; nucleus. NCBI's taxonomy places the organism in Eukaryota, Metazoa, Arthropoda, Insecta, Lepidoptera, Tortricidae. Gene Ontology annotation, molecular function: mRNA binding. The coding region runs from base 183 to 2156 and encodes 657 amino acids. The transcript is spliced from 9 exons.